UGACAGGGGCCAAACAAACAUCAACCAAGCUUCCUGACUCUCGUAUGUGUUUGUCACAUGCAGUCAUAGAAGAGCUGUUCUCCAGUGAAGUCUCCAGCUCUUGCUUUGCACGCGCGCGCGCGCGCACACACACACAUAGCCUGGCUGCCUGCGGAGAACAGACUUCCGCAAGGCAGCCUCCCAGAGACAGCCAGAGUGCUCAGAGGGACGGAGCUGCUGGAGAGCGCCUGGGAAUGGCUGACAGCUACAUUGAGGAAUCGGAUCUCUUUCCUGAGAAAGGGGAGACUCUGGAGUGGGGUUAUGAAGAAGGAGUUGAGUGGGGACUAGUCUUUCCUGAUGCUAAUGGAGAAUACCAGUCUCCUAUUAACCUGAAUUCAAGAGAAGCAAAAUUUGACCCCUUGCUGUUGGAAGUAUGCUUAUCACCAAACUAUGUUGUGUGCCGCGACUGUGAGGUCAUCAAUGAUGGACACUCAGUUCAGAUCCUCUUAAAGUCCAAAUCAGCGUUAGCUGGAGGACCCUUGCCUCGGGGGCAUGAAUUUGAACUGCACAAUGUCCGGUUUCAUUGGGGGAGAGAAAAUCAGCGGGGCUCUGAACACACUGUUAAUUUCAAAGCUUUCCCUAUGGAGCUCCAUCUAGUUCACUGGAACUCCACAAUGUACCACAAUAUUGAUGAAGCAGUGGGGAAGAAGAACGGCAUAGCCAUUAUUGCUUUAUUUGUGCAGAUAGGAAAAGAGCAUUCAGGCCUGAAGGCUGUUACUGAAAUUCUGCAAGACAUCCAAUAUAAGGGAAAGUCCAAGACAAUACCGUGUUUUAAUCCCAACACAUUAUUACCAGACCCCCUGCUACGAGAUUACUGGGUGUACGAAGGCUCGCUCACGGUUCCCCCCUGCAGCGAAGGUGUUACAUGGAUCUUAUUUAGAUAUCCUUUAACCGUAUCCCAACUUCAGAUAGAAGAGUUUCGAAGACUGAGGACACAUGUUAAAGGGGCAGAACUGCUAGAAGGCAGCGAUGGAACACUAGGAGAUAACUUUAGACCCACACAGCCACUAAGUGACAGAGUCAUAAGGGCUGCCUUCCAGUAGCAAAGACAAACAAUGGAAAUAAUAACAAUGUAGGCUCUCCAGUAAAGAUGACUGGAUGUGGAACACACUGUUCCUUUCAACUUCAGCUUAGACAGCCUUCAGAUUGCACUGAACUCAGAUGAAUUUUAGCCUUUAUCGGAGCAACUUCUGUUACCUGUGAAGCUGUUCUAAGUUUGGCAGACCUUUGGUACCCUUCUACACUACUUGCUCAGUUCCAAUUACAAAUUUCCACCAGCUGCUGGUAACCUCAAGCACCCGAGUCAGUCGUCCAUAGCCUAGCCCAGGAUCUAGAAGUUGCCCACUGCAUCUGGAAGAGGACAUCUUGUGCCUGGUUGAAUACUUGAUUAUUACCGUACUUUUGCUGGAGGAGAGCUGAAGGAAAAUGUAUCUUGGAAUCUGUUCUCAUAUAGGAAAAGUCCAAGUAGUUAUUAUAUCCUUCUCAAGUGUUAUUUCAGUUAUGUUACUCUUUAUUUUACUUCUGCAAUCAAAUAAUGGAAGCAUAGACCUGAAGGUAAUUUGAGGCAUCUACAGGUAUGCAGAAAGCGAGGAGUCACUACACCCCGGAAAAACAUUUGCAAUUUUUUGGCCCCCCCACAGCUAACCCAUUCUGGGGCCAAUCUGCACUAUACAUCUAAAGCAGUAUUAAACCACUUCAUGGCUCUCCCCAAAGAAUCCUGGAAACUGUGAGGUUGCUAAGGGUUUUAAGAGUUGCUAGGAAACCCCUAUUCCCCUCAGAGAGCAACAAUCCCCAGAAGUCCCUGGGGAAGAGGGGUAUUUUCCCAUGUAUAACAUGACCCCAUGUAUAAGACUAUUUUUGGAAGCCCAAAAUUUAAAAAAAUUAAAAUUAAGAAAGUUGUGGAAUAUAAGAUGAACCCCAAUUUAUUACUAAAAAAAUUAAGAAAAAAUGGUUGUCUUAUACAUGGAAAAAUACAGUAAGCCACUUUGAAAUUGCAGCUCUGUGAGGAGAACGGGAAUCUCCAACAACUCUAACCACCCUAAUGAACUACAGUCAUGGCUGUUUAGGUGGUAUAAUACAUCUUUUAAAGUAUUUUGCCGAUGGGACCCUAACAUCCUCUUGAAAACAGGAGCUGAAAAGUGUGUAGUAAAACCUGUGUAAUGCUGGUAAAUAUAUGACUCCCUUUGUAUCCUACACAUUUUGAAGUGAUUGACGAUUCAUAUGCUUUGAUAAACAAUUAUAUAUGAUACAGUAUAUCCCUGUGAAAUAAGAUUGAAUUAAAUAAGUUGAUUUCUGCUGGC
Messenger RNA from Zootoca vivipara (common lizard), 2339 nucleotides. RefSeq names its product carbonic anhydrase 8 (inactive) (gene CA8). Lineage: Eukaryota; Metazoa; Chordata; Lepidosauria; Squamata; Lacertidae. Gene Ontology annotation, molecular function: zinc ion binding; carbonate dehydratase activity. The record is from RefSeq and is a predicted model, not a curated record.